UAUAUUAAAGUUAACAUGAACUUCACCAGCAUUUCUUUACUUUCAGAUGUGUUCCGUGGAAUGGAGGGUAAGAAGUCACCUUCUGAGCAAAGUGUUUCUGUAGAAGGAGUGUCACAAGACAGGAAUCCCAAGGCAUCUCUAUCUACUCAGAAGGACUACUCCUGUGACAUGUGUGACCUACACUUGAAAGACAUUUUAUAUCUGGCUGAACACCAGGCAACACAUCCCAGUCAGAAACUGUACAUGUAUGAGGCAAAUGGGAGAGAGUUUGAGUUCGGUGCAAACCUUCACCAGCAAAAGAUGCAGCAGGAUGUAGACAAGUCUAUCAGAAGGGAGGAGGGUAGGGCCUCCCUUGUGAAGAGCUGCAGAGAUGACACAUCUGAGAAACCUUUCGCAUUCAGCGAGGGUGGGAAGGACUUUGUGGCCACAUCUGGCUUUCUGCAGCAUCAGGUCAUUCACAAUGCAGAGGAGCCACAGCAGGGCACCGAACGUGUGGAGGAUUUUCACACUGUGGAAAGCCAUAACAAAUGCAGUGAAUUUGAGAACACUUUCAGUAACAAACCCACACUUGCUCAACACCAGAGAACCCACACUGCAGAGAGGCCUUAUGAGUGCAGCAAAUGUGGUAUAUUCUUUAGCCACACUGCUGGCCUCUUACAACACCAGAGAGAUCAUAAUAGAGGAAAGCCUUAUGAGUGCUGUGAAUGUGGGAAAUUCUUUAGCCAACACUCCAGUCUCAUUAAACAUCAGAGAGUCCACACUGGUGAAAGCCCUCAUGUGUGCAGCGAAUGUGGGAAAUUCUUUAGCCGAAGCUCCAAUCUCAUUCAACAUAAGAGGGUUCACACUGGAGAAAAGCCUUAUGAGUGCAAUGAAUGUGGGAAAUUCUUUAGCCAGCGCUCCAACCUCAUUCAUCAUAAGAGAGUUCAUACUGGUAAAAGUGCUCAUGAGUGCAGUGAAUGUGGGAAAUCCUUCAACUGCAACUCAAGCCUAAUUAAACAUUGGAGAGUUCACACUGGAGAAAGACCUUAUAAAUGCAAUGAAUGUGGGAAAUUCUUUAGCCACAUUGCCAGUCUCAUACAACAUCAGGUAGUUCACACUGGUGAACGGCCUUAUGGGUGCAGUGAAUGUGAGAAAGCCUUCAGUCGAAGCUCUGAUCUCAUGAAACAUCAGAGAGUCCACACUGGUGAACGGCCUUAUCAGUGCCCUGAAUGUGGGAAAUCAUUUAGCCAAAGCUCCAGCCUCAAUAGCCAUCGGAGACUUCACACUGGUGAACGGCCUUACCGGUGCCCUGAAUGUGGGAAAUUCUUUAACCAAAGCUCCAGCCUCAAUAAUCAUCGGAGACUUCACACCGGUGAGCGGCCUUAUGAAUGCCUGGAAUGUGGGAAAACCUUCAGACAAAGGUCUAAUCUGAGACAGCACCAGAAGGUUCACAAACCAGACAGACCAUAUAAGUGCAGUGAAUGUGGAAAAGCCUUUAGCCAAAGGCCUACCCUCAUUCGGCAUCAGAAAAUUCACACUAGAGAAAGGAGUACAGAGAAUGUACUACCUCCUUCAAUUCAAGAACACACACUAGAGAGAAGCUCUGAGAGUAGUUUUUAUAAGGGAGCCAUCAGCCAGAAGUUAAACCUUGUUCAUCCAAAUAUUCACACUGGGGAGAUUCCCUAUGAAUGCUAGAUAUGUUGGAAGCUUUCUGGAGCUAAAUUGCAUUUUCAGACCAUGGACUUUACCAGAGUUUUGUCACUGCUGGUGUUUGUGGCAGAAGCCAUCUCAGCUCUACCCACUGGCAGGUCUCUAGAGUGUAUGUCAGCUGCUUCCUUGCGCUCAGGGAAUGCAGACCUCUGUCCUCUCUACAAGGGAAUGCAAGUAGCCUGUGGCCAUUAGAGUGCCUCAUUCCAUUCCAUCGUGACUGGUUUAGCUGGGCUCAUGACCCAUCUUUGGCCAUGAAGACUUGAACUGAGUUCUGCUGGCAGCUUGAUGAGGUUUCCCUUUUUCGAGAACAUUGUUGAUCUCAUAUGAUGCUCAUGGUGAAUUUAUCCAGCCACUGUAUUACCCAUUCCAACAACUACCUAUUUUAAAUUGCUCUGGUUUCAGUGAUAAUAAGGGUCUCAUUGAUAAAGCCACCUUUAAUCUUCUGUGUUCUGAUCACUAUGUGUAAUGGAUUGAGACCAGAAUUAGGGCUACCAAAUGAACAGGGUUUCCAAAUUUAUUGCCUCAGAAGGAACAGCAGGAUGGCAGAGAAGAGCUCUCAGUCCAGAUUUGGCUUCAAUUGUAUUACUAUGCAAGUCCUCCUAGGUAAAAUUGUAGGGUUUUUGGCCUAAUGUGGUCUGAAUGGCAUAAAUGUUUGUGGAUUAGAAAUUACUCUGAGGUGGAGGCAUUUCUGACAAACUCUAGUGCAUCUGAGAGCAGUACAAAUUUGCCCCCUUGUUUUCAGGGGAUGCCUCAUAUUCCCUAGCUCUGUUGAACAGACACUGUUUACCUGACACCUGCCAUGGAGCCAUAUACCUUGAAGUCUAACAUCUGGUUUACAGGUUUCUCUAACUGUAAGACUUACUGGGCCCAGUUGGGACCAUAAUUUGUACAGAAACACUGGGCAGGGGUGAUAACAGGGAGUAAAUGAGACUGCAGCAAACUAGAGAGAAUGUACCUGUUCUAAAACUGAAUCCUCAAAUGUUCUCUUGAAUCUGACUGUGCAGAAUUCAAACUUUGCAGAAAUAUCCAAGACCUCCAGACCUCUGUCUUAUUGGCAGAGUAAAUGAUCUAAAGGUUUUUUUAAUUAUUGCAGGCUCACUGCACUAUUCAUCUCAAGGUCAUUGCUGCAAUGGCAGGAAAAUGGUGAUUGAGAAGAGGUAGAUCCUGUACUCUAGGGAUAAAGUAUUUGUGACAGCCACUUUUGCUGCCAAGGCAAGGAGAGAUAGUAGAGUCAAUAUAAGGUUGCCACAUCUUCCAGUUUUCCAUAAUGAAUGGAAAUCAGGUUUUUAUGUGCAACUAUUUCUUUUAAUGCUUUGUUGAGAUGAAAUUGUCAGCAAAUAAUUGACUGUACACAUUUGAUGUGUACUCUUUGAUAAGUUUUUAAAUAUGUGUAUACUCAGGGAACCAACACUGUUGUCAUGAUGAACCUAUCCACCACUCAAAGCUACCUCAUUCUCUAUUAUUCCUCUUUGCCAUCCCCAGGAAACCAUUAGCCACAUCCCAAGGAAUGUAUUGGUUUACCUUUUUUUCAAUAUAGUCUUUUCUACAAUUUUAUGCAAUCAGAAUCAGAAAGUAUUUAUAUUCUAUUUUUUGUCUAUUUUUUGUCAUACAGCAUAAUUAUCUUGAGACUCUUGCAUGCCGUGUGUAUAAAUAGUUUAUACAUGCAUGCUGAGUAGUGCUCUAUUGAAUGAAUCCACCAUAUUUGUUUAUGUUUUAUUUUUUAAAUUAAAAGUCUAAUAAAAUACACAUAAAAUUUACCAUCUUAACUAUCUUUAAGUGCACAGCUUAGCAGUAUUAAGUACAUUCAUAUUGUGUGACCAUCACCACCAUUCAUCUCCAGACCUCUUUAUCUUGUAAAACUGAAACUCCACACCCAUUAAAUAAUAACUCCAGAUUCCCCCCUCCAACCGCACUCUUUUGCAUGUGGAUAUCAUCUUACAAUGGAUUGAUCUUAGCACCCUUGUCAAAAAUCAUUCCAUAUAGUGAGGGUUUAUUUCUAGGCUCUAUUCUAUCCCAUUGGUCUAUACGUCUGUCUUUAUGUGAGUACCUCACUGUUUUCAUUAAUACAGCUUUGUAGUAAAUUCUGAAAUUGGGAAAUGUGAGUCUUUUGACAUUGAUCUUCUCUUUCAAGAUUGUUUUUAGCUAUUCAUGGUCCCUUGAGGUUCCACAUGAAUUUUAGGAUAGCUUUUUUCUGUUUCUGCAAAAAAGUUAUUGGGAUUUUGAUAGGGAUUGCAUGAAAUCUGUAGAUUUCUUUGGUAGUAUCGAUAUCGUAACUACUCCAUCCAAUUCAUGAACAUGGGAUGUAUUUCCAUUUAUGUCUUCAUUUCAGAAAUGUUUUGUAGUUUUGUAGUACAAGUGUUCACCUUCUUGGUUAAGUUAAUGCCUAAGUAUUUUUCUUAUUGAUGCUAUUGUAAAAGGAAUCAUUUUCAUUUUCCCACUCAAAUUCUAUGUUUAGAAAUGUUUAGAAAUGCGACUGACUUUUCUAUGUUGGUUUUAUAUCUUUGCUGGAUUCAUUUAUUGGUUUUAACAGUAAUUUUGUAGAGCCUUGAGAGUUUUCUACAUAUAAGAUUAUAUUAUCUGUGAACAAAGAUAAUUCUACUUUUUCCUUUACAUUUUGAAUGUUUUUUAUUUCUCUUUCUUGCCUAAUUCAUCUGGGUAGUACUUCCA
Pteropus alecto (black flying fox) is the source of this 4356-nucleotide messenger RNA. Its product is annotated as zinc finger protein 792-like. The transcript has a single exon. The record is from RefSeq and is a predicted model, not a curated record. Gene Ontology annotation, biological process: regulation of cytokine production; regulation of immune system process; negative regulation of transcription by RNA polymerase II. Bases 16 to 1674 code for a protein of 552 amino acids. NCBI's taxonomy places the organism in Eukaryota, Metazoa, Chordata, Mammalia, Chiroptera, Pteropodidae.